This is a messenger RNA of Epinephelus moara (kelp grouper), 2156 nucleotides long. RefSeq lists its product as uncharacterized. The transcript has 3 exons. Lineage: Eukaryota; Metazoa; Chordata; Actinopteri; Perciformes; Serranidae. Bases 690 to 1070 code for a protein of 126 amino acids. The record is from RefSeq and is a predicted model, not a curated record.
UCAAGCCUCGCUGCGAUGUCACACCUAACAGUCUUGGAGUGUCGCUUAUCUCACUUCGGACAGCUUUAAAAUUUAAUGUAUUUUAAACUUUAGUUAUUGAGUUUCUCGCGUCGGAGUGCUGUCAAGUACAGGCAACAGUUAACUGCUAUUAACGGCAAGUGGACGGACGGAAUACGAAAGCGGAAGAACUUUGAGUUAGCCUAGUGCAGCGGUAGUUAGCCGAAGUAGUUAGCUUGACAGGCAGCUGAUAUAACGUUAGCAGCUAGCGGGCUAGCUUGCUCCUUUUUUGCUGUCAUGCCUGGAGCUCAUCGAGACUUCACUGCGUAAACGAGAAUACCUGGUAGUUAGCCGGUUAGCUUUCAGACGCCCAGCAGCAGUUUGUUCCGCCACCGAGGCGUAGGCAGGCAGGCAGGGCGGACUGGACUUGGAUCUGUGACAGGUCUGAACUAACCCACAGCUGAGGGUUGUGCUUUCCUACGGCGACCUGUGCUUCAGCCGUCUGGAGAUUGCUCACUAUCACACAUCCUAGACUUUGUGAUGAGAUGAGAGGAAGCCUGCUGUGCUGAGUUUCUACAAAAUGGUCGUGGAGCUGUGACAUCGCCAAAGCUUUAAAGGAAGAUAUCUCAGUUCGGCUCACAAGGAGUGUCAACCUUUCUCUUUGCCAAAUAACACCCGUCAAGACUGCAGAAAUGCUGACUGACAGCAGGAAACGACACCGUAGCUGUGACAGUGAGGAGGACCAACAGCUGAGUCCUCAGGCCAAGAGGUCAGGAGGGGGUCCCAGCCUGUUUGUGUCAGAUUUGGAUUCAGAGUCUUCCAGCAGCGACAGCAGUAACGGGAUCAGCAGUCCAGAGAGAGCAAUAGUGGCAACCACCAGGCCGUGCAUACACAGCCAGAACAACUGCAUCAACCAGUACUCCCUCAGCCCAAAGCCUGAAGACUCCAAUAGCUCCUUGCAGCAUGGUUUCCAUGGCGACGGCAGCCGUGUCUCUUACGACUACAUCAACAGAGUCCUGAGGGAGGCGCACUUCAGUAGUCUGCAGACCAGAGGGCGUCCGGGCUCAACAUGACCGUGACCUCUGACCCCCUCUCCUGACCUUUAGUCCCUGGCCCAUCAGUGCUGACACCACAGGCACGGUGGCUCCUCCUCGAAAGCCUCAAGCGACACACUCGGGGGGUCAGGGGGAAGGGGAUGACGUGUGGGGAGGUUUACAGAUUUUGGGCACAAAGGCUCAUCCCCACCUCACCAUGUACCAUUUGUCAAGACCAUAAGCACAUCCGCCUUUCCAUGGCCCAGCCACUGUGGUUUUCUGUGCAGUAUUGGUGUGUGUUUGUGUGUGUGUGUGUUUGCACGCACCCUGUGCACUUUAUAAAGAGGUAUCGUUCUCUUUACAUGCGUGCGUUGAUGCGUGGACAUUUUCAUUGGUGCUAAUCACGAGAAACGUGUGAUGAUCCAAAGUGCUUGCAAAACUAAAUAAAGCUAAGCACUUUACUCAAUAACUCCUCAUUCUGUUUACUCUCGACUGGGGACAUCAGUCGCAUGUUUGUAUCCGUGAAGUGGGAGCUGUGAUCCCAUUCACACAGGAAGUCCAUGGAGGCCGAUAGAGUCACUCCCAAGGAGCAUUAUUAAUACAAUCCAGUAAAAUAACAUUUCAGGCCUUUUUUGUUUUCUCUAACCAAAGUCACAACCUUAAAUUAUAGUGUACUUGCAGUCACUUUUGCUAUCUAAAUAAAUCUGUAAUGUUCUGGUGUGGUUGGUGAGUGGGUUCAAGGUAACAGAACAGAGAUUCUUCAUGAGCCUCACCACCAAAAUCCAACCUCAGAUUAGACCCUGGCUAAUUAUAGAGUUGUGAGAGCAGGCACUGGAGUCUGCGGCUCAGGCGGUGCAAUGCUCAGCACAGUGUGUCUCACAAAAACAGCCUCAAGAAAAAAAGCUCUCUAAAUCAGUUUGUAACCAUGUGUUUAACAUUUUACACAUCAUGUGUGUGGAUGCGUCAUACGCCUGUCAGCCAUACUUGUUUUUUUUUUUUAAAUGUAUGGUUCAAUAUGACCAGUACACUGUGUUGCGAAUAAAAUGAGAGAUGUGAAAGUGAUUCAUAUUUUAUGUAAUUUUCCAAAAUCAUUUGACAUUGAAAUAAAGCGUUGCUGAAAGUGAA